Molecule: messenger RNA, 1581 nt
Organism: Plutella xylostella (diamondback moth)
Lineage: Eukaryota; Metazoa; Arthropoda; Insecta; Lepidoptera; Plutellidae
Gene: Idh
Product: isocitrate dehydrogenase [NADP] cytoplasmic
Biological process (GO): isocitrate metabolic process; NADP+ metabolic process
Cellular component (GO): cytosol; mitochondrion; peroxisome
Molecular function (GO): isocitrate dehydrogenase (NADP+) activity; NAD binding; magnesium ion binding
Source: RefSeq, a predicted model, not a curated record
CUAUCAAAUUCUUCUGUCAAAAAUAAAUAAUUUUAUUUUAGUUCAGCUUUAGUGGGUGGAUGUCGUGUUGUGUAGCUUUAAAUUAAUAUAAAUUGUACCUUCCAUUUCGUUAUACACGUCUACACGUAUCCAUUUCAGCCAAACCAAAUACUAUCAGAAACAUGUCGAAAAUAAAGGCCGGACCCGUCGUCGACAUCCUCGGGGAUGAGAUGACCCGGAUCAUCUGGGACCUGAUCAAGGACAAGCUCAUCCUCCCGUUCCUGGACAUCGAGCUGCACACUUACGACCUGGGCAUGGAGUACCGCGACCAGACCGACGACCAGGUCACCAUCGACUGCGCCAACGCCAUCAAGAAGUACAACGUCGGCAUCAAGUGCGCCACCAUCACCCCCGACGAGAAGCGAGUCGAGGAGUUCAAGCUCAAGAAGAUGUGGAAGAGCCCCAACGGCACCAUCCGGAACAUCCUCGGCGGCACCGUGUUCCGCGAGGCCAUCAUCUGCAAGAACAUCCCGCGGCUCGUCACCGGCUGGGAGAAGCCCAUCAUCAUCGGCCGGCACGCACACGCCGACCAGUACAAGGCCGUCGACUACGUGGUGCCCGGCGAGGGCAAGCUCGAGCUCAUCUGGACCCCGCCCAAGGGGGAGCCCAUCAAGGAGGUCAUCCACGACUUCAAGGGCCCCGGCGUCGCGCUCGGCAUGUUCAACACUGAUGCUUCCAUCAUCGACUUCGCCCACUCUUCAUUCAAGUUUGCGCUGGACAGGAAGUACCCGCUGUACCUGAGCACCAAGAACACCAUCCUGAAGAAGUACGACGGCCGCUUCAAAGACAUUUUCCAGGAGAUCUACGAGAAGGAGUACCGCGCGGCGUACGAGGCGGCCGGCAUCUGGUACGAGCACCGGCUCAUCGACGACAUGGUGGCGUACGCGAUGAAGUCGGAGGGCGGGUUCGUGUGGGCCUGCAAGAACUACGACGGCGACGUGCAGUCGGACUCGGUGGCGCAGGGCUACGGCUCGCUGGGGCUCAUGACGUCGGUGCUCAUCUGCCCGGACGGCAAGACGGUGGAGGCGGAGGCGGCGCACGGCACGGUCACGCGCCACUACCGCUUCUACCAGCAGGGCAAGGAGACCUCCACCAACCCGAUCGCUUCCAUCUUCGCGUGGACGCGUGGUCUGCUACACCGCGCUAAGCUCGACAACAACGCCGAGCUAAAGACCUUCGCGGAGGCGCUGGAGGCCGUCUGCAUCGAGACCAUCGAGUCCGGGGUCAUGACCAAGGACUUGGCCAUCUGCAUCAAGGGCAUGAACAACGUGAAGCGCGACGACUACUUCGAGACCUUCGCCUUCAUGGAUAAACUGGCCGAAAAUCUCAAAAAGAAGCUGGGCAAGAGCAGCAACCUCUAAGUUACCACGCCUUAAUAGUUUUAUAAUGCCUAUCUUGUAUGUAACGUGCAAUUAAGCGUAUUGUAUAAUCAAUUUCAGUAUAUUCGUCACAAAAUGGAUCGAGGGUAUUAUUUAAGCAUUUACUUAUUUAUUCUUAUAUUUUAAAUAUAUUUUAAUAUAUUUCUCAAUUUAUGUAGAAAAA